AUGCUGCAGGGUGAAUAUGAAGGGAACGUCGAGCUCCGUGAGGACCUUCCAAAAGGCAUCGUACUAAGGUUGGUCGUAGAAGAGGUAUGCUUCGCCAUUCGGCCCGGCAUGUUGAAAAAAACACAGCACAACGCCGUCGAAGCCAAGAUCCUUGACGCACAGGUGAAGCUCCUGGCCAGCCUGAACAGGAUUAUGCAUUUACAGGCAGGCAAAAGCUCCCAAGAGGUCUCGGUGCUCCUUGACUUGCUCUGCGAUCCAGUUGUUCGUCACAGUCGCUGUCUCCGCCUCGGUCUUGUCCGCAAUGCCCUGAGUCCCGGGGACAGUCAAGGAGAUCACUGUACAUCCAAUGCCAUGUUCGUUGGAUGA
Aspergillus fumigatus Af293 is the source of this 366-nucleotide messenger RNA. The record is from RefSeq and is a predicted model, not a curated record. NCBI's taxonomy places the organism in Eukaryota, Fungi, Ascomycota, Eurotiomycetes, Eurotiales, Aspergillaceae.